CUGGGUGUCGCUGUGGGUCACCUUCCGUCUGAGGCGCAGCCUCGCAGGCACUCGAGGAAAUGGUUUCACCGGUGGAAGUGCUGUGCCUCCUCUUGGUCUCUGCCCUAUGGGGAGCCACCAACCCCUUCCUUAGGAAAGGAACCGAGGGCAUUGAGCAGGUUAAAAAAGGCAACAAGAUCUCCCAGUUUCUGGCAGAAGUCAAGUUCCUGUUCCUCAAUGUCAAGUAUCUGGUACCAUUUCUGCUGAACCAGAGCGGCUCCUUGGUCUUCUACCUCACCCUCGCUACAACAGAUUUGUCUCUGGCUGUACCGACGGUCAACUCGCUCAGCCUGGUGUUCACCAUGUUCACUGGGAGACUGCUCGGGGAGGAAUUCGGAGGGAAAAGUGCCGUGUUGGGGAUGGUGCUUAUUACAGCUGGCGUGACACUGUGUGUGUUAAGCUCUGUCUCAGAGCCAGUCAGUGCUGGAGUCCACGUCUCAUCAUGAAGUCCUCCAGAACGAUCUGUUUGUUCUUUGACAUGGACAAGUUCCUGGGUGGAUAUUCCAUUUAAACCGUUAUUGCCAUGUCAUGUGAUGUCAUGUCAUCAUCAUUCACCACAAACUUCUCCAAUUUAUCUUUUACCAUGACCAAGUCUAAAAAAAUUUUUAUGGAAGUCCUUUCAUAAUGCUGUUUUUUUUUUUUUUUGUCUCUUUUGGCUCAAACGAAUAAGAGACACCCAGAACACAUACUUCACAGUUAAACGCAGAGUUGAUCCAGAAUCUUGGCCUCCCAUACAUAAGAAUGGGCGUGUUUAUCCAUUAGAGCGGAAAAACUUGUUCAAGCUCAGACACCACUGCUGGAAAUUUAAUCUUAGAACCUGUAUGACUUCAAUCUUUUAAACAAGGCAACGAUCAUAGCACAUCGACAUUCUAAUCCUUUAUCAGGGUUUGAGAUAAUAUUUAUGGUUUGUUCCCUCGGUUUUCAAAAGGUUUGUUUUGAACAGGGUUCUGGACUCCAUCAGGAGUUGUUUGUAAAAUAAGCACAAACUGUCCUUAACCUGAUUUUGGAACAAAACAAAUUUUAUCCUGAAAUCAAAGAUUUUUUUUUUUUUUUUUUCGUGAACUUUGGACAGGACAUUAAACUGGAGCGGGUGUUCCCACUGUGCUGGUAUGAACAGCUUGCUUUCCUUUCCUUUCUUGUCAUCUAGAACAUCACUUCAUAACACAGACCCCUGGUGUUUUACCUUUUUUUUUGUUUUUUUUUUAAACUAUCCAGCUGGCCAGAUGAUUUUUGUCUACUUUCCACAGACAUUAUGGGACAACGACCUGCUUUCAUUUCUUUGUUCAGAAGAAUAAUGCUUUUUUUUUUCAUCCUGUUUUUCACUUUUAGAUGAAGAUUAUAUAUAUAUUGUAAUAGGAAAUGAUGUGUAAAAAGUAAAACAAGCUGCUCAGGUUCAAUAAAUUAACGACCGGAUGGGGUGAGAAGCUCGAGUUACAGUUCAUAUAAAAUGUUCCUAAGCUUUGCCAAGCUUAGGAACAUCUUAUUCAUAUCUAAUGCAGAAAAGCUUGUUCAUGCGUUCAUGACCUCCAGACUGGAUGGUUGUAAUGCAUUACUGAGGAUGCAGGACAACCACCUAGUAAACAAGCUACAGUUAGUCCAAAAUGCAGCCGCCAGGGUUCUCACUAGAUCCAGAAAAUAUGAUCAUAUAACCCCAAUAUUAUCAUCCCUGCACUGGCUACCUGUUCAGUUUAGAAUUAAUUACAGAAUAGUAUUACUUACAUACAAGGCCUUAAAUGGUUUAGCUCCCACAUACCUAACCAGUCUUCUGAUACGCUAUAAUCCACCACGUUCCUUAAAAUGACAAAACUCCAGACUUCUGGUAGUUUCCAAAAUAUCCAAAUGUACAAAAGGAGGGCGUUUCAUAUUUAGCUCCAAAGCUUUGAAAUAGCCUUUCAGACAAUGUUCGGGGCUUAGACACAGUUUCCCAGGUUAAAAGUAGAUUUAAGACGCAUCUCUUUAAUCUGGCAUACACGUAACUCAUCCCAUAACCUCAUACCCCAGUACAUCCAUCCUGAAUGGAAUUUUUUUUCCCAUUUUUCUAUCCAUCCCAAGGCAUCUGGAGAGCUUUAGUAGACAAAGGCCAACCCUGCGAGGAUCCUGAGGCAUUCAAAGAAGGACCAGCUCCAGCUGGAUUCUGCUUCAUGAUGGUUUGGAGCUACACAUGCUGCUCCUGUGCUCCCAGUGAUCCAGACCCCAUCUGCCCUUCGCACCUGCCGACUCGUCCCUGUACUUAACUGGACUUCAUGUUAAUUUAAAUAACUUAUUUUAUAUGGAACUUUCAGCUGCAUAACACACAUGGUGUUAUAUCAUCUCUAUCUGUUAUCACCGAGAUGAGGAUGGGUUCCCUGUUGAGUCUGGUUCCUCUCAAGGUUUCUUCCUAUUGCUAUCUCAGGGAGUUUUUCCUUGCCACUGUCGCCUUCACCCUUGCUUUGCUCUUCAGGGAAAAUCUCAUUAUUAUCUAGACGCAUAUUUCCUCACACAUACACACUUCCAUAAAUUUUGUUUCCAAAAUUUUCUUUUCAUUUUUGUGAAGCUGCUUUGAGACGAUGACUAUUGUUAA
Molecule: messenger RNA, 2599 nt
Organism: Clarias gariepinus (North African catfish)
Lineage: Eukaryota; Metazoa; Chordata; Actinopteri; Siluriformes; Clariidae
Gene: tmem234
Product: transmembrane protein 234
Exons: 5
Coding region: 60-485 (141 amino acids)
Source: RefSeq, a predicted model, not a curated record